UAUAACACAAACUACCUGCCGUCUUUUCAAAUUCCCUCGUUCUCGACGAAUCCGGAUUCAAAUGUGCUAUAAAACUGGUGCAGUUUAGUGUCAUUUUUAUUCAUUCGGUCACUGCCAUGCUACAGAUAAGGAUCAUCAUUGCUCCACUGCUUUCGGUAGCGGUUCUGACCCAACCGUUGCUAGCGGCACCUAUAUUCUGGUUUCUGCCUUGGAGUUUUCCAAACACGUUCACCACCAGCUCCACCACCUCCUCCUCCACGUCCGGGACGGCAUCCUCAUCGAGUGGAGCGUCCAACUCUUCAAACGUGUCGGUAGCAAUCGGAAACCGCGUCAACACUUCAACCGGCCUAGAUGAUUACGGUACGAACAUAACGAACGUACAGAUAAACGUCAACCGUAUGCGCAGAGCUAUCACCGAAAAUGAUUUGGCCAAGCUUGAACGUCGCUACGCCCGUCAGACGGCGAAUGAAUCGACAAUCACAAUCGGCGAACAUACGAUUCGACUACCGGCCAAUAUUUCCAAUCUCACCGUCAAUACGUAUCUCAUCAAUGGUAUCCCGGAUAGUAGUAUGAACCUACCAGACACUGGUAUGUCCAUAAAUACCGACGAAGCUUCAACACCCUUACUGACGGCGGUUAACAUUUUUAAGAACUUUUUAUCAUCCUUUUUCGGGAAACAAGUGCCACAAGGAUAAUGGAAGAAAGGCAUCAAACAAUCCAGCUUUAGAUUGAAAAGUUUCUUAUUUAAGUUGUUAGCAGGUGUACUUUACUAACGUUAUUCGCAAUAUACAUUCUAAUGCUGGCAAAGUUGAAAAAUGCGGUACCGACACUUCCCGCAACACACAGUGUGUGUUCCAACUUUAGUUCUGAUCUAUUUCCAAUCGUCGCAUGUUGUACGGUGUACGGGCAUGAGGGAAAACAGUACAGAAAAGUAGCAAUAAAGUAGAAGCACUUACAAAAGCCGGUCACCGUCAGGAACACGGGUGCAAGUGUGUUCAAAACAAACAUCGACCCAGGAAUAAGUGAAACGUGUGUUGACGUACAAUCCGCAUCGUUGCAGGGUUAGACGAAAAAGCAUCAGCAAAGUCCGCAACAUCUUCACGGUGAUGCGCUGCUAUAUUUAGGUGACACGAUACUCUUUUUUUUCCUCAUCUGUCGAAAAGAAGGAAGCGAAUGUGCGAUCGCGUACAACGAUCGUUCUCUAGCGAUCCGCCAACGGAGGAAAAAGAGAAUGUAGUCGAGGCGAGCACAUGCUAGUCUAGCUAGUGAUGCACUCGAACGAAAUCGAAACUUGUUUGCUUGUUCUAAAAUGUAAAAUAAUAUACAAAAAAGUACAUAUAUGAGCUAGCAUUAGCAGAACUAACCGACAGGUCGUAUAUAUUUAAAAUACAUUUCGCUAGACAGACGCUAAACGGUACGCCGAGCGACGUCAUGCAGAUAGCAGUGAUCAUUCCUUAUAUGGUAGCAGUCAACAAGAAGCGGUGCGCCUGGUGCGUCUCACAAACUAUCCAAAGCGGAAACCCGUCUGACAACCAUCAA
This is a messenger RNA of Anopheles funestus (African malaria mosquito), 1539 nucleotides long. RefSeq lists its product as uncharacterized. The transcript is spliced from 2 exons. The record is from RefSeq and is a predicted model, not a curated record. Bases 117 to 695 code for a protein of 192 amino acids. NCBI's taxonomy places the organism in Eukaryota, Metazoa, Arthropoda, Insecta, Diptera, Culicidae.